AACAUCCGUUUUCGUUGAUGUUUCUAUCGCUUCAUAGGGAUUAAGUUGUAAACCAAUUAAAUGGUAAAUAUGGACCAGUAUCAGGCACAGUUGCUCUCCGUUGAAAAAGCGAUACAUGCUUCAGAAAAUUCCAAGGAGCGCGAGGAAUUACGUACCCUUAAAGACAAUUUGAUUGAGUUAAUAGCACUUACUCAGUUCGUAGAUGAGGAGAAACAGAAUGAAGAUGACGAGGAAGUUAACCUAGACGACUAUGAAAUGCACAGGUUUAUGAGUGAAGUAAAAGAAAUUGAUCAAAAAGAUGAAUUACGGAGGCUUAAGGAUAAAUGCGAACGAAUGGUCGGAGAAAAAUGUAGUGCUCCAUAUAUGCACUCGUGGGGAGCUAUAACUUACCAUAAUGCCCUUAUUUGUAGUAUGGAAGAUGAAGCUGUUGUCGCUGAUGAUGGCAACAUCGAUGUGAAAUUCCGAGUUCUUUUCACGAAUCCAACGCAUAAAGAAAUGUUACCAUGUCCUUUCUUUUUGGAUGGUAGUUGUCGGUUCGACAGUGAAAAUUGUCAUUUUUCUCACGGUGAAAUGGUGUCUGCUGGUUCUCUGCGGGAGUAUACCGUUCCUGAUUUUUCUCGCUUGUCAAGAAACUGCGUAGUUUUAGCGAAAACCGGGGAUAAUUUGUGGCAACGUGGACGUGUUCUAUGCGCAAACUAUGUAGAAAAGGAGUGUCGGGUUCGUUUGGAUAACAGCUCUACUAAGAAUAGGGAGCAAGACUUCAAAUUUGUGGAUUUGUUGCCAAUAUUUGAAGAAGAUGGAGAUUCUACCAGCGAUUCCGAAAGUGAAACAGGCUAUCCAGCGAUAAAUGUUGAUAAUUGCAAUCUUAAUACAUUCACCUAUGACGUUAGUCAAUCUCUCGGAGAUUGGGAAAGAUAUACAAGGGGCAUUGGCUCCAAAUUAAUGGCUAAAAUGGGGUACAUACAUGGUACAGGGUUAGGUUCCAAUGGAGGUGGUAUUAUAACACCUAUAGCAGCACAAAUCCUACCAAUGGGAAAAUCAUUAGAUUAUUGCAUGAGCUUGCGAGAAGCUGCCAAUGGAGACGAAAAUCUUUUCAGCGCUGAAAAAAAAUUGCAAAAGGAUAAGAAAAAGCAGGAAGCAAUAAGUGCAAGAGCCUACGAACGCGAAACAACACGAGUUGAUGUAUUCUCUUUUAUCAACGAAAAUGUUUUAAGUACCUCUAAGCCUAUUCAUCAGUCCGGACCUCUUAAAAAGUGCUUUCAAAAUCAUAGCUCUAAGUCCUUAAAUGUGGAAAGCGUUAAGGUAGCGGACGAUAUUCGACGCAAAGAACGAGAAAUAGCUGAAGUUAGAAAAUCGUUAAAACGUAAUGCUGAAGGUGGUGCCGACAUUUGCAGCAGACUUAAGAAAAAGCUACGCGAAAAAACGUACGAAUUAAGCUGUUUACAGGAAAAACAAGAUCAUCUCUCUAAUGAACAAUCUUCCCGAAAGACCAAAUCCUUUGUAUUUUAAUAAGAAUACCAUGAUCUUCGAGAAAGAUAGACUCAGUAAAAUAAUUAUCUUAUAGAAACUUUCCUGCUAUCUACUACUAUAAAUCUGAUCAAUCCCAUGACAGCCGGUUGUACGUGCCGGAUUGGCCCGAUUGAGUCUUUAUUCGGCAAGUGAUGCCGCCUCAGUGUACAAAACACUGCUACAACAACAACAACUAUAUAUCUGAUUUAUAACUCUCUUUAUUUUCGAACUACUCAUGCGUACAAAUUUCCAUUUAAUCGAAACGAAAUUGUUAGUGUUAAAUAUUCGCCAGAAUAAGCAUGUUCAUAUUAAAAAUUAAACGAUUUCCCAGUUUUUUA
Messenger RNA from Stomoxys calcitrans (stable fly), 1847 nucleotides. RefSeq names its product zinc finger CCCH-type with G patch domain-containing protein-like. The transcript is spliced from 5 exons. Gene Ontology annotation, molecular function: RNA polymerase II cis-regulatory region sequence-specific DNA binding; metal ion binding; DNA-binding transcription factor activity, RNA polymerase II-specific. The record is from RefSeq and is a predicted model, not a curated record. The coding region runs from base 61 to 1509 and encodes 482 amino acids. NCBI's taxonomy places the organism in Eukaryota, Metazoa, Arthropoda, Insecta, Diptera, Muscidae. Gene Ontology annotation, cellular component: nucleus. Gene Ontology annotation, biological process: regulation of transcription by RNA polymerase II; negative regulation of DNA-templated transcription.